AUGAAGCCUUCUCAUCUUCUCGUCGUCGCGUUAGCGAACUCCGCUGCCGCAGGCGCGAUUCACUCCUUCGCAGCACCAGGAGGGUACAAGUCCACAGGGCAUAAGACCGCACUAGUGUCCAAGACCGCACCCGCGGAGAAAGGCACAUGGACCUACUACUUCAGUUCUACUUCGACCUCGUAUCAGAUCGUCGACACUGUGACUUUUGGCGCUCCUACUAGCUACGUCGACAUCUACCCUACCAUGACCGAGACCGUGACAGCGUCUACUCCAUCAACCUACUACGGCUCGACCGAGACUGUUGUCCAGUCGAUUCCUGUCUUCGGAUUUGUUUCAUACGUUACUCCGACGUUGACUGCCCCUAUUGUUAGCUUUCCAACGCCCUCUGGAUUCACCCCGAUUGCGUCUGAAUUCGCAUACACAGCUACCCUGAAAGUCCUUACAAGUAUUUCCACCGAGACGCUUGAAAUGAGAGUCUACGUAGACUCGCCUAUCACUACCACCGUCACGAAGACUUUUACCAAUGAUGCGACCACGACAACCGAAACUACAUAUACUUCAAGCAUCACUGCACCAAGGCAGUCCAAAGCGACGGUAACGCGAACCACUUACGUCAUUGAAACAGUCACGUCUACUGGGGUAGUUCUACCUACUCAACAUGCAAUAUGUGAGGAGGAGUCUGGCAAUUACGUGGAUCAUCUCCCCAACGGCAUCGACUUCGAUGCGUUCUAUUACGGGUCAGACGGGCAAAACAACGGCGGUCAAGUCUAUGCCCUCGAUCAAUCAGGCGUAUACUUCAACCGAACCGAUUCACUCUCAAGUAGGGUCGAGUGUUGCAACUUUGCAAUGUCGCAGGGCCUAGCCGCCUGGGGCAUAUAUUUUCCGUACAAAGUCCCGGGCAGCAACGGCAUCUGUUACGUCUUCAAUGUUCGCGACAAAGACGCGUGUGAUCCGAGCGCGGUCAAGUAUACGAUCGCUUCCAGCAACUAUAUCACUGCUCCGGGCGCUUCUGCUUUCAAUGGAAAGUGUGGGCGUGUCACUCCUGACCACCAUGGAGGGGGAUAUCACCUGAACGGCGGCGAGUAUACGCCCGAAGACUCGCCGUGA
Dissoconium aciculare CBS 342.82 is the source of this 1107-nucleotide messenger RNA. RefSeq lists its product as uncharacterized. The transcript is spliced from 4 exons. The record is from RefSeq and is a predicted model, not a curated record. Lineage: Eukaryota; Fungi; Ascomycota; Dothideomycetes; Mycosphaerellales; Dissoconiaceae. The coding region runs from base 1 to 1107 and encodes 368 amino acids.